UUAGAAUACCGUUCCCAGUUGUUUUAACAGGUUUUUUUGGUCAUUUUUGGCUCUUUAUUUCUCGUCCAUUUCCGUGUGGUUUUUACACUACGCGUAUAAUGGCGAGCUCGGCUAACUCGAACCCAGUGCCUAAACUGUACAAGACUGUGAUCGAGGAUGUGAUCAAUGAGGUGCGAGAGUUGUUCCUGGAUGAGGGCGUGGAUGAGCAGGUGCUUCUGGAGCUGAAAACGCUAUGGGAGAGCAAACUGCUGCAGUCCAAGGCAGUGGAGGGCUUCCGUACUGAGGAGCAGGCAGCCUUGCAGGCCGCGCAACAGCAGCAGCAACACCAGCAGCAGCACCAACAACCAUUGCAGCAGCAAGUUCAACAAGGCCAACAGGUGACGCAGCCGGCACAGGCCCAGCAAGUCAUCUUACCUCCCCAACAGCAGCAAGCUCCCCAGCAGCAAGUUAUUGUACCAGAUUCCAAGAUUCUACAGCAUAUGACAACAACGGGGAUGAGUGCAGCAGCUACACAAGCCGCUCUUGCUCUGCCAACGGGCGUCACACCGUACCCACAGCUCAUCACCAGCUCAGGUCAGUUUGUGCAAGUUUUGCGUGCACCCAACGGGGCUCAGUACAUCAUCCAGCAGCCAUCGCAGUCCAUCCUCCUGCAGCAACAGAUGCAACCUGGUUCAGUGCAGGCUCCAGUCAUACAGCAGGUCUUGGCUCCUCUACAAGGAGGCCUUCCUCAGCAAACAGGAGUCAUUAUUCAGCAACCACAGAUUGUCUUAGCUCCUGGAAAUAAAGUUCAAGGCAACACACAGGUGACGCAGGCUGCCGCGAUGGCACCUCAGCCCGGUCAGGUGGCACAAGUGCAGCAGGUCCAGCAGGCCCAGGGGGUAGCAGUGCCGCAGGCCCAGGUGCAGAGCCAGGCUCAGCAGGCGGCCCCGGGUCAACCUCAGCCUCCCAUGAUGCUGCAGGUGGACGGCGCCGGAGACACCUCGUCGGAUGAAGACGAGGAUGAGGAAGAGGAGUAUGACGAGGACAUGGAAGAGGAGAAAGACAAGGAUGGGGGAGAAGAUGGGCAGGUGGAGGAGGAGCCACUGAACAGCAGCGACGAUGUCAGUGAUGAGGAGGACCAGGAGGUGUUUGACACAGAGAAUGUAGUUGUGUGCCAGUAUGACAAGAUUCACAGAAGUAAGAACAAAUGGAAAUUUCACCUGAAGGACGGGAUCAUGAAUCUGAACGGGAGAGACUACGUCUUCUCCAAAGCCAUCGGGGAUGCCGAAUGGUGAGGCCGGAAGACGAAGCCAAGCAACGGAAGCAGGAACUCUGUUACUCCUCCUAUCCAGUUAAUGGACAAUAUCAAUAUCCUUCCAUAUCCUGUGACUGGAUUUGAUUACAGGAAGCGUGUUAAGAGUCUGACAAAAGACUGCAAGGUUCUCUACUACCAACCGGAUGUGACUGGUUGGCAAUCGGCAAGCGAGCCUUGCGGGAUGAGAAACCGACAGCGAAAGGGAACGCUUGCCCUCCUUUUUGUUUCUCAGCCUUUUAGCUUUGACCUGAAUGAAUUCCCACACAUCCUUUCACAUGAUGCACAUGUUGGAGGACCAGUGUGUGCUGACAUUGAAAGUGUGUCAGUGCACUGCUAGUUGGUAGACUGCUUCAGCUUGUCUACACUGACGUCCAAAUUUAAGAUUGCUGCCAGCUUGUCUACACUGACGUCCAAAUUUAAGAUUGCUGCCUUCACGCAAGCCAGAAGUAACCGUUGGCGUCACUUUCCUUUUUGUUCAUUCUUGGAAUUUCUUUUUGAAGUCCUGUUUCUGAAAAAGGUUAUUGGAGCUCAGAGCUAAAUCUGUCAUUGUUUUAAACUGUUUAUUUUAAAUUGAAGGGUUAUAACAAAGAAGUUAAAUAAUGUUAAACUUACAAUAAUUUAUACCUGUAUGAAGGCAUUAUUUUAACUCUAACAAGUAAUGAUUCCAAACCUGUUCUACUUUCCCCCUAAUCAGCUUUUCUGUAGCGUCAUUCCUCUAAGCAAAAUAGAAGCAGAGCCAUGGCUGAAGUGAGAACCGUUUUUUAAAUUGAGUUCUCUGCAGCCUUCAGUUUAUUCAUGUGUGUGUAUGCUUAAAGCAAUCUAAUUCAUCCACUUUCCGUGUGCGUUUGUCAACUGCAUCACUGAGCACCCCUUACACCUCCCCAAAUGCAGUCUGUUGCCACCUUUAGCUGAACGCUGAUGCUAUUUUUUUUAAUUUAUUCAUUGAUGUAAAAGUUAUUUUUUUUUCUUUUGAUCUGCACCAAACUGUGCUCUUACAAUCAAACAAAAGUGUUCUUUUUUUCUGUUGGCUAAACAAAGCUGUGUGACAUUGUUCCUAAUCAUCUUGGAUGUCCCUUUGUGUUUUAGUCUGGACUUUUAAAUGGGCAUGUUUUCUAUUGAGAUGAUUUCAAAUAAGGUUUUCUUUUUUUGUGGGGGGGGGCGACUUUCUCAAAAAAGAUUUUAGUGACCUAUUGUGGACAUUUGAAAUAAAGGGGGGACAGCUGAGUCAACUGGCUGGUUAGUGGGCUCCACACAUUUAUAUUGUGAAUAUACAUCAACCUUAAGAAGGAAGCAAGACAAUGUUCUUAUGUGUACUUCAUGUUUGCAACCUUGAUGUCUUUUGGCAUUUGAGCAGUCAAAAUGUUUUUUUGUCGUUGUUGUUUUUUUGCAGAAAUUCAAGUAAUUGAUUUUAUUCAGUAGCUCUGUGUGGAUUAUGGCUCAUAGACGAGUCAUGGUUGUUUCCACAUACUGUACUUCAGUGUUGAGUGUGCCUUUUUGAUUUGUACUCCUGCUUUUCUUGUACUUUGCAAAAAGGGUGUCUGAGAACUGUUGUCACCUUGGCUCUGUUGUGACUUCUAAUAGCUGUUGAAAUGUAUUGUUCAAUAAAAUGUUUUAUAAAUUACA
Molecule: messenger RNA, 2917 nt
Organism: Phycodurus eques (leafy seadragon)
Lineage: Eukaryota; Metazoa; Chordata; Actinopteri; Syngnathiformes; Syngnathidae
Gene: gtf2a1
Product: general transcription factor IIA, 1
Exons: 10
Coding region: 99-1274 (391 amino acids)
Biological process (GO): transcription initiation at RNA polymerase II promoter; transcription by RNA polymerase II
Cellular component (GO): transcription factor TFIIA complex
Source: RefSeq, a predicted model, not a curated record